CAGGGUGCUUUCCAUGUUCAAUCUUGCGAUAUUGUGGUUUCAAGUUUCCAAAGCAACAUUGACUAUUCAUUCAGCCCACAGAGAAAAAAAAGGUGGUUCACAUCAAGUAAAUAUUAAUUCAACUCCAUGCCCUUCCAAUUUCUAUCAUUCUACACUUGUUACACUUUUUUCCCAUGCACUAAUGAAUUUGAACAUAAGACGUAAAGUGGUUCAAAAGUUUGGUAUAUACAACUGGAGUAUGUGUCACAUAAGACGUAUAAAGGACUUAAAUUUAUGAUCUUAAACUAUGCCAUAUAAUCAUGUUGGUUGAACGGUGUACCCUCAACCAAUUUUGAACUGCUCCAUUUGAAACCUGUCACUUUGGAUGGUAAAUAAUAAAGAAAAGGGGAGAGAUAAGUCCAAAUGAUGAACAACAGGCCCACAGAGAGAGAGAGAGAUGCAGUUCCUUUAGAGGAAGACAAAGGAAGGAAUUGUUAGGAAGACAGUUAGUUUAGGAGGUUCCUGAACCAUAGGGAUAGUGAGCAGUAAGCAGGACAAAUCUUGGGCCAUUGGAUUUGUGGGUCACUUCAGUUGGUGCACGUGCUCCUUGCUUUGCUUUCUUCUUAUUUACCCAUUUCUCUCUCUCUUUAUGAGUUUGCUUUCAUGCAUGGAUUUCUCCUCCCAACAUAGUCCACACCACACACAGAACAAACAAGGGAGAGUCUUCUCUUGCUCCCCUCUUAAUUUUUCCUCCAUGCUUUGUUCAGCUCCAUCAUUAGCAAUAAAGUAGCACCUCCGCAAACUCCUAACAAUUUGCCUUUUUUCCCUUUUCUUUUUAUUUGCCUCCCUUAAAACUUUCAACUGCCCAAGAGAAGGUAGUGGUGAGAGAAAAAGGUAGUAGAACUACAUUAACCAAGCUUUCCUUUUCCACCUUUUGUGCAUCAGAUCCUGUUCUUUCUCCAUGACUAGAAUUCAUCAAAUCUGAGAUGGGUUUUCUGUCAUCAGAUCAAAAAAAGGAAAAACAUAAAAGAAAAGAAAACAUCAAGCUUGCUCUGCUCUGGUGGAGUUUAUCACUUUACUCACUAAAUUUGAGCUCCCCACUUUAAUUAUUUGAUCUGGGUCUUCUUGUUUCUUUUCAAUUAUUUCCAUUUCUGAGCUUUGGUUGGCUGGAUUUUAGAUCUCUCUACUGCUUCUUCCUUGAAUUCUAGUUUUCUUGUCCAUGGAGGCUGAUCGAGUAUUGAAACACUUCUGCAAGUUAUGCAACAGGAGCUUCCCCUGCGGGAGAUCUUUGGGAGGUCAUAUGAGGUCCCAUUUGAUAAACAAUCAAGCUGAAACUGGUGAAAAUCUGAGGAAGAUGAAUUUGAAAAAAGCUGGAAGCAACUCUGGCAUGGACAAUUUUCUGGGAGAUGGAUUUUCUGAUGGUUAUAGUCUUAGGAAGAACCCCAAAAAGACUUGCAGGCUUGCUGAUUUUAGUGCCGAGGACAGAUUUUGCAGAGAAUGUGGUAGAAGCUUUCAGUCUUGGAAGGCCCUGUUUGGCCACAUGAAAUGUCACUCGACAGAAACUGAGAGAGUGUCUAGUAAUUUGGAGUUGGAUAGCCAAUCAGACAGUGAAAUUGCAGCUGCAAAUCGAGGGAAGAGAUCUAGAAGACAAACAAGGUACAUGGCUGCUGAUACUUCAUCUUCCUUUUCAUUUGGUGCUGCUGCUUCUUCAUCUGUUUCUGAUCAGAAUGAUCAAGAACAAGAAGAGGUUGCUUUGUGUUUAAUGAUGCUUUCUAGAGAUGUGGGUGGGUUUUAUUCAACCACUGAGUCAUCUGACAACGACUCUAUGCCAAAGCAAGUUCCAUCUCUGGUUCCAAAAAUUCACUUCUCCAAAGCUGUUGAAGCUAUUCCAACUGUAUGCAUAAGUGGUAAGAUGGUGAAACUGAGAGAAUUUCACAGCAGAAAAAUGGAGCUCAGCGAGAUGGAUUCUGCGUAUCUCAAAUUUGAAGGGUCAAACUCAGAAUUCAGUGCUUCUGUUAUCAAGGUGAGCAAGAACGAUGAGAAGUCUCAGCAAAUUGACAGAUUUGGGUCAAGUUCCAACAACCGAACAGAGUUCAAUCAACCUCAGUUCAUUUCCAGCAAGUUCAGUACAGAUCAGAGAAAGUUUCAUGAGCUUUCCAAUCAGGAACUGAGGUCAAACUCCUACAGAAGAUCACCACCCCAUUAUCUGAACUCAGAAGCAUACAAAAUCAGAGAAAAGAGAAGCAAAUUCCAGUGUAAUUCUUGCCACAAAAUCUUUCACUCAUAUCAGGCACUUGGUGGGCAUAGAGCCAGCCACAAGAAGACCAAAGGAUGCUUGGUCUCAAAGACAGAAAGCAGUGAAAAUAGCAUCGAAACAGAGAUUUCUAACGACCCAACUUUUGAAAGUAAUCCCACAAUCACAGUCUUAGAGAUGGAAAAUCAGCAAGAAUCAGACAUGGGGUAUGAGAAAAAGAACAGAAAGCAUCACCAAUGCUCAAUUUGCUCCAAAAUUUUUAGUUCAGGCCAAGCUUUGGGCGGCCAUAAGAGGUCCCACUUGAUCGGUGGGUCAGAGUCCAGAAAAAAAUUCCCACAAACGACGGCGAUUCAGAAACCGGAACCACAGGCAGAAAUAAGGGACUACCUGGAUCUGAAUCUUCCGGCGCCAAUCGAAGAAGAGGGCAACAGCCAUUUGGGUUCCCUCAAGCCCUGGUGGGUCGGCGCCGGCGGCAGCCAUCAGCACGAGCAGGCAUUGGUAGGUUUGAUCUGACUUUGAGUCCUUCAUCGCUUGCGGCUUCGGACAUUGUACAGUACAGCCUUACCUUUCGUUACGAUUCAUUGAUUCUUUACGGGUUUCAGAAUCGAAUUGAUAAUACCUUUGAAUCAAUAUGAUGUUUUGUUAUAAUUUCUGAGAAACUCAAAUUUUAUCAUUGGAACAUGAAUUUGCAAACUUUGAAAGGGGAAGAACGGGAUUUUUUUUUUCUUUUUUAAUUCAAGAACUUGUUGAUUCAAACUUUCA
Messenger RNA from Momordica charantia (bitter melon), 2995 nucleotides. RefSeq lists its product as uncharacterized. The record is from RefSeq and is a predicted model, not a curated record. Lineage: Eukaryota; Viridiplantae; Streptophyta; Magnoliopsida; Cucurbitales; Cucurbitaceae.